AGGGGAUCGAGGGGAGAAUUAUUGGGGAUUUGUUUAUGAAUUUGUGAAGUUCUAUGAAUUGUUGUGCUCUUUGUGCUCCUCCCCUGUUCCAGUCUCCUUGGAUUCCGGUACUGUGGAAAAAGUUGGUAGCUUUAUUAGAAUCUGGUCAGAGAUGGGGUAACCGUUGAAGGGUAUUGCUUGCUUUUAAGUUUGUGGUUCUGGGUUGUGGGACUACUUCAGUAAACGGUCUUAUUGCUCUGAUAGGAACUAUUACUGCUGCUCUUCUGGGUUUUGGAUCUGUAGAUUUUGCCCGACUUUAGAAUUUGGAGUCUGGUUGUCCCAGCAAUUCAUGUGAAAGGUUUCAAAUUGGUUUGUGCUUUAUCUGUUUUGAGAAUUUUGUGCUAAUUAAGCUUGUAUUUGAUGAUUUCUCUUAUAAUUUGUUGUUCUUGGGUGGGGGUUUAGGUUUUGAAGCUAUUCAUUUGGAGGUCAGAUCGCUUUUUUUAAUUUCUAAGCUUAACUAUUCAGCAAAUUUUGUGUGAAGUAUGGUUGGAUUAUGAAUUAGUAGGUGGGUUCUAAGUUUUAGUAUAUGGACUAAUUCUGUUGGGUGAUUCUGGGGUAUGUGAAUUUAUCUUUGCUUCUUUGGUAGCUUUAGGAAACUGUCUUUCCUGUUAGGAUUUCUGUUUUUCAAUUUUGGUUCAAUUCAGAUUGUGAAUGCUUGGAAAUUUCCAAGCAUUUAGUUUAGCAUAUAGUUUUGGGAUUGAUUCUUAUAUUCAGUUUUGUCUUCAAGUAAUCAUCCCCAUCCUACAUAAAAGAAGGUCCAAUAUCUUCUUGCUGUUAUGGAUUCUCCACAGUCAGUUGUGUCUCCAUUCAAGUCCUCUCUUGUCGCUGAGCCUGAGAGGCAGAAGUCAGAUUUCUUCACCAGGACUACUAACUUGUCAAAGGGAAUUGAUGCCCCUAGAAAGGAAGCCAUGGUUAAUGGUGUGGAGGACUUCAUUGGUGUUCUGGAUGUUUAUAUCUAUCAAGCGAGGGACAUCCAUAACAUCUGCAUAUACCACAAGCAAGAUGUUUAUGCCAAGCUGUGCCUAACUAGCGAUCCAGAAAAUGCAGUCUCCACAAAGAUCAUCAAUGGUGGUGGUAGGAAUCCGGUCUUCGAUGAUAAUGUUCGCCUGAACGUGAAAACUGUUGACUCCUCCCUCAAAUGUGAGAUUUACAUGAUGAGCCGGGUGAGGAAUUACCUUGAAGACCAGCUUCUUGGUUUUGCUUUGGUGCCAUUAUCUGAUGUGGUCAUCAAGGAUGGAAAGUUGGAGAAGGAAUUCUCUCUUUCGUCAACUGAUUUGUUCCACUCUCCAGCCGGUUUUGUUCAGCUGUCUCUUGCAUAUAAUGGGACUUCACCAGAAGUAAUGGCAAUUCCUGCAUUGCCAAGAGCUGUGGGAAACAAGGAAACUAUGCAGGACACUGAGAUGCCAAGGUCACUUUCUUGUGAAUUUGAGAAUAUUGAGUUCCCAGAUCCGAAGGUUGUGAAUGAAAACCAGAUGAUGGUUUCUGAGUAUUUUGGGAUCCCAUGCACAAAUUUCGAAUCAGAGAGCUCUGAGAGCCUGGACACUUCUGAUGCUGAGAAUCAUCGUAGUUCAGAAGCCAGUGCUCAUGUGCUCGAAAGCUUUUCAGCUGCUUCUACUGACUCUCUCCAGGCUCCAAAGCUUGAUUCUCCACCAAGCAGUGUGUCAACUAAUGGGGUUUCUUUUCCUUCUGCUGCGGCAAGCUCUGAGUCCUCAGAUACUCAAGCAGCUUCAAGAUCCCCAGCUAAGGAGCAUGUUUCAGAUCCAAAAGAGAAAAAAAUGGAUGCUGGAGAUGGUGAGAGUAAUUCCCCCAAUGGGGUGGCAAAAGAGAAAAUUCCAAAGCCUGUUAUUACUGUCAAUAUUGAGCCCGAGCAGAAUGUGGUGCAGCAGGACAUAGUCGACAUGUACAUGAAAAGCAUGCAGCAAUUCACUGAGUCAUUGGCCAAGAUGAAACUUCCUUUGGACAUUGACAGUGGACCAGCUAGUUCCGGGGAUUCAAGCUCUGAUCAGAAAUCACAGGGAUCAAAAACUCCCGGUUCUCGUGUGUUUUACGGGAGCAGGGCUUUCUUCUAAUGUUUUCUCUAUCAAUUGUUUAAGAGGAAGACACCCAGGUGACUUUAGAUUGUAGAUCAAGACUAAUGCUAAUAAUGUACUAUCAUGCAACGUGGUCCUUUGUUUACAUGUUGAGAAUGUUUAGAUGGGGGGGGGGGGGGGGGGG
Messenger RNA from Tripterygium wilfordii, 2253 nucleotides. RefSeq lists its product as uncharacterized. Lineage: Eukaryota; Viridiplantae; Streptophyta; Magnoliopsida; Celastrales; Celastraceae. The coding region runs from base 816 to 2108 and encodes 430 amino acids. The transcript is spliced from 2 exons. The record is from RefSeq and is a predicted model, not a curated record.